AUGGGUAAUACGGCGAACAAGGCACUGGAGGCUCAUACGAGGGCAAAGAGCAAGCCUAAGAAUAAUCAUAACGUUCAACAGCAAAAGAUUAAGACUGCGAGGACCACAAAUGUACUGGCACUUUCUAAUAGUAAGCUGAAAACUCUCCCUCAAGAGUUGUUGGAGUUGUCGAGUUUACGCACUCUGGAUCUCACAUGUAAUAAACUCAGCAAGCUACCAACACAUUUGAAUAAUCUAUUGGCACUCAAGACGCUUAAAGUAUCUUCAAAUGUUUUGAUUGAGCUUCCAGAUAUGUCAAAGCUUGAGGCACUCACAACGCUGGUGUUAGAUAAUAAUCUUCUAGAAGACAUUCCCAAUGCACUGCCACCAAAUCUAAUCAAGCUAUCGCUUAAAGGCAAUAAACUUCGUGUGAUUCCUCGCAGUGUACUAGACCUCGCCCAUUUACAGGAAUUGGAUGUAUCAGAUAAUGCUAUAACAACUCUUCCCUUGGAUUUAGAUACUUUGAAAGAGUUGCAAGAGCUUAACAUUGACGGAAACAAGUUGGUGGAAUUGCCAGCUACUUUGGGAAGAUGCAGUAAGCUAAAAGUACUGUCGGCACGCCGGAACUCGCUUGUUGGGGUGUCAAAAAACGCGUUAGGACAGUCUAUUGCUGCUGAGGUGCUAGGUGAAGGCUCGACAGUUCAGGUAUUAAAUCUUGAAGGCAAUCCAAUGACUAAAGAAGACUUGCAAGGAAUGGAUGGCUUUCAAGCGUUCCUUAAAAGGCGUACACAGCUCAAAAACAAAGAGAUUCACGGUGGACUGAAUUCGGAUUUGAGCAUUUGUGGACUCGAAUGA
This is a messenger RNA of Plasmopara halstedii, 834 nucleotides long. RefSeq names its product FOG: Leucine rich repeat. Bases 1 to 834 code for a protein of 277 amino acids. Gene Ontology annotation, molecular function: protein binding. The record is from RefSeq and is a predicted model, not a curated record. NCBI's taxonomy places the organism in Eukaryota, Oomycota, Peronosporomycetes, Peronosporales, Peronosporaceae. The transcript has 2 exons.